CCCGGGCCCUGUUCUGACGGAGGGAGGUGGGUGAAGAGUUAUCAGGUGUGCGCUCCGGGGGAGGAUGAGGGCGGCGGCGGCUCGGCCAGGCGAAAAUUUUAGUGCAACUAUAGAAGUUGAAAAUAAUAAGAAAGAAACAAAGGACUGCAGAUACUGGAACCUAGAUGGAAGACACGAUGAUGCUGGAGGAACUCAGCAGGCCAGGCAGCAGCCGUGGAGAAAAGCAGUUUCUUGGAAUCAUGAAACUUAAAAGCUGGUUGAAGCUUUACCUUUCUCACUGUGGACUCUGCAGUUAGUGCUGUGGAAAACUCGCCACACUGCAGUGAUAAAUGAAAAUCCAGUGAAUUUAUUGAAAAGAAGAACUAUAUGUGCAAGGUGUCACCUGUACCAAGUUGUGUCCCGUCCCAGUUGCAGCUCUUCUGUUUGGUAUUUAAUGUGUUAAACUCCCUGCUUGUCAACGCCAAGAAGAAUGGGGCUGGAGAAAGGAAAAUAUGACUUUUAUCUUGGCUUGAUAUUAGCCAUUAGCUCCAGCAUAUUUAUUGGAGGGAGUUUCAUCCUAAAAAAGAAAGGCCUCCUCAGACUGGCCAAAAAAGGGUCAAUGAGAGCAGGUCAGGGAGGACAUGCAUAUCUUAAAGAAUGGCUGUGGUGGGCUGGACUGUUGUCAAUGGGGGCUGGAGAAGCUGCUAACUUUGCUGCAUAUGCCUUUGCUCCGGCUACGUUAGUAACCCCAUUGGGAGCCCUUAGUGUCCUAGUAAGUGCUGUUCUAUCAUCUUACUUCCUGAAUGAGAGGCUUAAUCUCCAUGGAAAACUUGGUUGUCUUCUAAGUGUUGUUGGUUCAACUGUCAUGGUAAUACAUGCACCACAAGAGGAAGAGGUGGAAACAAUACAUGCAAUGGCCAUUAAACUUAAAGAUCCAGGUUUUGUGGUGUUCGCAACUUUUGUCAUCAUUAUUUCCCUGAUCCUUAUUUUUGUUGUUGGUCCCCGUCAUGGGCAGACAAACAUUCUGGUUUACAUAACCAUCUGUUCUGUAAUUGGUGCCCUAUCUGUUUCCUGUGUGAAAGGCCUUGGUAUUGCCAUAAAGGAACUCUUUGCUGGGAAGCCCAUCCUUACCUACCCUCUGUCAUGGAUCCUUCUACUGAGCCUUAUAGCUUGUGUAAGCACCCAGAUUAACUACUUGAACAAAGCACUUGAUAUUUUCAACACAUCCUUAGUGACUCCCAUUUAUUAUGUGUUCUUCACUACAUCUGUUUUGACAUGUUCAGCUAUCCUGUUCAAAGAAUGGUAUCAUAUGGACAAUGAUGACAUCAUUGGCACAUUGAGUGGUUUCCUUACCAUCAUAGUAGGCAUCUUUUUGUUGCAUGCCUUUAAGGAUAUCAAUUUAACACUGGCAACUUUGCCUGUGUUCAUGAGAAAGGAGGAGAAAGGAUUUACUGCCAAUGGUAGUGUACAUUAUGAGCGGUUGGACCACAAUGUGGAAAAUGAAAGCUGUACUGACAGUUCAGAAAUGGUUUCCUCCAGAAGAAAUGGCAACAUGAUCAACAUGUGAGAGUCGGAUAAUAAAGUGUUAAGGGAUAAAGGAAACACAAUGCCCGGCCUAUAGUAACUGUGCUGUCAUAGUCACCAGAAUUGAGCUGCUUGUUUUAAAAAAAAAGUUGUGUUGGUGACUUAAUUUGUUGUAAAAGAGAGUCUCUUGGGACAAUCAUUUUUUCCUCCAGUGUGAUUGGAAUGGACUAUGGGUUAUUGUAUUUACCUUUUUAUUUACCUUAAUUUUCAUGGCUUAUUUUUUUUAAAAUAAACAUUUCAAAUGAUGCAUUUAGGUUUACAAAGAUUAAGUUACUAUUGGAAAAAUGUCACCAAGUAACAGUGUAAAUAUUGACUCUAAUUUAAUUUUUUUGAAACAAUACUGUAUUUUGAAAACAAUACUGUAUGCACUGAGAACCCUAAUUUUAAAUGUUUGAAAUAAAAUUCUUUUGGAUUCUCUUCAUAUCUGCAACACAUUAGUGAGGUAGAAAGACCAAAACUAUUGUUUGUAUUUUGUUGUGAUCUUAAGCCACUUCUGAUCUAUUACUGGGUUAUGUUAUGUUCAGUUCAAGCCUUACUGAAAUUAAAGUCCAAUCAGUCCAGAAAAUAGGUGUACUUCAGGAAUUACCCAGAGAAAGUGUGGCCAGAAAUGGAGAAUCAUUUUAUUUCCAACAUUCUGGAAUCUCUUCAUGUACACAUUUCAACAUGGUGCCUUUCUGAGUGUUCCCCUUGUAUAUUUUUAGAUUCUACUCCCUUUAGCUUAGGGACAGUCAGGAACUGCCGAGUUUAAUUUACAGGAUUAAGUCCAUUAAUUGGAAAAAAAGGAAUAGUUCCUUUCAAUUGUAUCAGUCAUAAAAAUUGCUAGUUCCUGAACAGCAAAAUGAAGGUUAGCUUCAUUGCUGACAUAAAUGUAUCAAAAAAUGCAGGAAAAAAAAAUCUAGAAUUAUUUUUGAUAAAGCAGGGGGACUUGAGAGCUAAUUUUAGCUUGGGGCCAAAUUUUUCAGAGCAUUCACUUAAAAAACAAAAUGAAGUUUUGUUCUAAUAAAAAAAAUGCUUUAAAUAUUACCAUAAAGUGGUUCUUUUGUGUUAUCCAGCAAAACCACAUCUUUUCUAGUGAUAAACAAGGUGUAAGUGAACACAUUAACAGUCCAAACGGUGUUGCAUAGUCUACCUUUUGCAGCAGUCUGGUAGUGUAUUCUGAUUUUGUGAUGUUGAUUCCCGAGGUGGGUACGGAAGCAGAUUCCAGCCUUUUAGGUGUUCUGUUCUUUGCCAAAAACCUACUUUGUAGGCAGAAAGGAAAAAGAUGUGGGGUAGCUGUGCUCAUUAAAAAAAAAUUGUAGACAAAAUACUGUAUAAUCAAUCUGCAAGGAGAUAAAGAAAUAGCCAGGGUAAAAAGUCACUGCUGAGAGUAGGCAACAGAUUUCCAGAAGGCAUUUGAUAAGGUGCAAUGGAAAGUUAUUAUAGAAAAUACAAACUUAUUAUAGUAGGUGAUACUGGCUAUCAGAAAACAGGCACAAGUGACACACUUCAAGGGUAAUGAGAAAUGUGCCACAGGAUUGGUUCAAGUUUUUAAACAUUUAUAAAGGCACAAGGUAUUGGUUGCUGAAUAAUGCAAAGGUGGGUAGGAAAGUAAGUUGUGAAGUGAACAUGGCUAUAAAAAGGAAAAGCAAGUGAAAAAAAGUUCAGGUACCUGGAGUAUAAUGUGAAAUUUUCUCUUUUAGCAGUAAAAGUAGUAUAUUGCCUAAAUGACAAGAGAUUGCUGAGAUGCACAGCGAUGUGUGUCCAAGAUAUAAAACUGGAGGUACAGUAAGUAAUUAGGAUAGCUAACAAUACUAAUGUUGAUUGCUAGGGAAGUGAAUGCCAAUGCAAGUUUGUUAACUGAUGGGAACUCACCAAUGCUCUGUGUAUGGUAUUGAUCUUUCCUAAGAGAGGCCAUUGAGACUCUGACACCUGAGAGCAACUCAUUCCUCUAUUUACUCCCAUCAUCUAUUCUCAUGCUUGCCCAUUUACACUCCUCUGAUUUCACCACACACCCCCCCCCCCCCCCCCCCCAAACCAACCAUUCAAGUUGGUAGGUGUUCACAGUGGCCAAUUAACCUACAUCAGCACAUUGAGGAAUGAAACUGGAGCACCAAAGGGAAAAAUGCAUCUCUGGGAGAGCACUAACAGCCCUGGCCAUCAGAUUCAAAGCUGAGACAGCUGCAUCACCAGUGCAUCAUCCCUGGAAGAUCCUUCAUAUAUAACUGCCUCUUGUAUAGUAUGCUGUUGUAGGUAAGGAAGAAUGUUAAUGUGGUGGAAGCAGUUGAGAGGUUUACCAGACUAGUACCUGGGCUGGAAUACUAUAGAAAGAGUUUUGAGUUGAACAAUCCAGUUCCUAUGUUACUUCAGGCACAUCCAUCCCACAAACUAUGGCCAUCCAAUACUCCAAACCCAUGCAACUGAAUUCAAAUGUGUACUGAGAGAUUUAGGAUAACAUUUCUAAGCAUAACAUUAAAAAUAAAUCUUAAAAUUUGUAACAAGCAAGCUUAUAUAGUUAUACAUCAGAGAUUUAAAUUAGGUCCACAUGUAUUAAUAUUUAAAAUACAGUAAAACCCCAAUAAUUUGCUCUCCAAAUGUUCAGAAAUCCCAAUGGUUUGACAUACGGCUCAGUGGCACCCAAGGAACAGAGGAUGCAGUUUCCGCACUCCCUUUAAACACUCUUUGAAACUUAUCGGAGCCUUGUUUCCCACAAAUUUUAGGUUCACCGAGUAACAUUAAAAAUAAUGAAAUAAAAGUAUAUUAAUAGGAAUAACAUCCAAUAGUCUGGAUAAUUUGCUAAUCAAAGUCCCGAGCAUGCAGAUUAACGGGUGUAUUAACAACACUUAAGUAAUAAUAUUUCCCCUUCAAUUAGUAUGUAGACUUUUCAUCAAAUUGGAUUUAACAAAGUCUGCCAACUUGAUCUAAAAUAAGAGUCAUAGAGCAAAACAGCGUGGAUACAGGUCCAAUGCGUCCAUGCUAACCAUGGUGUCCACCCAGCUAGUCCCAAUUUCCUGUGUUCAUCACAUAUCCCUCUAAGUCCCUCCCCUCCGUGUACCUAUCCAAGUGCUUCUUAAAUGAUACUAUUGUACCUGUCUCAAACACUUCCUCUGGCAGCUCGUUCCAUAUACUCACCACCUUCUGUGUGAAACAGUUGCCCCUCAGGUCCGUUUCAAAUCUUUCCCCUCUAACCCUAAAUCUAUGCCCCUUAGUUUUGGACUCCCUUACCCUGGGGAAAAGACACUGCCCACCUCUUCUAUGCCUCUCAUAAUUUCAGACAUUUCUAUAAGGCUACCUCUCAUUCUCCUACAUUCCAAGGAAUAAAGAACUAGCCUGGCUAACCUCUCCCUACAAUUCAGGCACUCUAGUCCUGGCAACAUAAAUCUUUUCUGCACUCUUUCCAGUUUAACCACGUCUUUCCCAUAACAGGGUGACCAAAACUGUACACAGUACUCCAAGUGCGGCCUCAUCAACAUCAUGUCCCAACUCCUAUACUCAAUGCCCUGACUGAAGGCCAACAUGCUAAAUGUUUUUUUCACCACUGUGUGUGUCUACCUGUGAUGCCGUUUUCAACAAACUGCAUUUUGUAUUCCUAUUUCUCUCUGUUCCAUUUCACUCCCUUAGUAUCCUAUCAUUGAAAGUACAAGUCCUACACUGGUUUGACUUUCCAAAAUACAUCACCUCACACUUACCUGCAUUGAAAUCCAUUUGUCACUCCUCAGCCCACUUCCCGAACUGAUCAAGAGCCCCCUGUAAUCUACAAUAACCUUCUUUACUAUCAACAACCUAAUUUCGUGUCCUAAUGAAAUGAAAUAAAAUCAAAUCUUUGAAAAGAUUUGAGGAUGUUGCCAGGACUAGAGGGACUAAGUUAUAGGGAUAAGGAGAGGUUGGCCAGACUAGGUCUUCAUUCCUUUUAGAGUGUAGAAUGAGGGGUAACCUUAUAGAGGCUUAUAAAAUCAUGAGGGGCAUAGACAAAGUAGAUGGUAGCAGUCUUUUCCCCAGGGUAGUAGGGGAGUCCAAAACUAGCAGGCAUAGAUUUAGGUGAGAGGGGAAAGAUUUAAAAGAGUCUUUAUUAGGAGGUUAAACUUGUCACUGAAUACUCUUUAAAACUUCUAUAGAUGUACUGUUGAAAGUAUCCUGACUGGUUGCAUCACGGUCUGGUACGGCAACUUGAAUGCGCAGGAAUGCAAGCUGCAAAGAGUAGUGGACUCUGCCCAGUACACCACAGGCACAUCCCUCCCCACCAUCAGUAGUAUCCAUAGGAGGUGCUGCCUCAAGAAGGCAACAUCCAUCAAAGAUCCCCACCAUCCAGGCCAUGCCAUCUUUUUGCAGCUAGCAUUGGGCAGUAGGUAGAGGCUUGAAGUCCCACACCACCAGGUUCAAGAACUAUUACUUCCCUUCAACCAUUUGGUUCUUGAAUUAACUGGCAAAACCCUAAUCACCACAACCAUUUAGCACCACUAUGACCACUCUGAUCACUUUGCACUAAAAUUGAUUUUUUUUGUUCUAAUUGUGUUUUUUUCUUGUAAAAGUUGUAUAUAACAUGUUUAAUUUGUUUUUCUUGUGAAUGCUACUUAUAUUAUGCGAUGUGCCUGUGAUGCUGCUGCAAGUAAGCUUUUCAUUGCACCUGUGCGUACAUGUACUUGUGCAUAUGACAAUAAACUA
This is a messenger RNA of Pristis pectinata (smalltooth sawfish), 6201 nucleotides long. RefSeq names its product NIPA magnesium transporter 2 (gene nipa2). The transcript has 9 exons. Gene Ontology annotation, biological process: magnesium ion transport. Lineage: Eukaryota; Metazoa; Chordata; Chondrichthyes; Rhinopristiformes; Pristidae. The record is from RefSeq and is a predicted model, not a curated record. The coding region runs from base 470 to 1546 and encodes 358 amino acids. Gene Ontology annotation, cellular component: membrane. Gene Ontology annotation, molecular function: magnesium ion transmembrane transporter activity.